GCAGACUGGAAGUAGUACAUUCAUUCAACUGGACCGGACUUCCAAUAGAAAACAGCAUGAGGAUUAUUUCUGACAAAUCUUAUUGUUUUCUUCACUUCCUCAAACUCCUCGCCUCAUCUUCUGUGCGCAACAGGUUAUAAUGCACAACCAAUUGAUGUAGGGGAGGAAAAAGAAGCAUGCUGUCAAGGUUCUGGCCCUUCAGCACCGAGCAGGAGGUCCACUCAUGGGAUGUAGUGGAUGCAGAGUCAGGUUCAACUCGGCCAAGGUGCUGUCCUUCCUCACCAUGGUCCUGAUCUUCACUUACUUCUUCUACUGCCUCACCGGGAUCUGCCACUCGGCUCCGAGGACUUUGUACGUGGACGAUGACCGUCGCAGCGUUCUUCUGGAACCUCUUCCAGGGAACCGAACCGCCUCACCAGAUGUCGUGCAGCCCCGCAGCCUGCUGGAGGACAACAACAACAACAACAACAUUCCCGUGUCCAACACUUUCGGGACCAAAAGGUUCCCGCAGGCCAUAAUCAUCGGCGUGAAGAAGGGAGGAACCCGCGCUUUGCUCGAGUUCCUCCGAAUCCAUCCGGACGUCAGAGCCGUGGGAGCUGAACCUCACUUCUUUGACAGGUUCUACGACAAAGGACUCGAGUGGUACAGGAACUUGAUGCCUCGAACCCUGGACGGUCAGAUCACCAUGGAGAAGACCCCCAGCUACUUUGUCACUAAGGAGGCUCCAGGUCGCGUCUGCACUUUGAACGGCCAAACCAAGCUCAUCGUGGUGGUCAGGGAUCCAGUGACUCGAGCUGUGUCUGACUACACUCAGACUCUCUCCAAGAACCCGGGCCUCCCCUCCUUCCAGAGCCUGGCCCUGAGGAACGCCUCGACAGCGGAACUCAUCGACACUUCAUGGAGCGCCGUCCGCAUCGGCCUCUAUGCCAAACAUCUGGAGAACUGGCUCCAGUAUUUCCCCUUGUCACAGUUUCUUUUUGUCUGCGGCGAGCGCUUGGUGUCCGAUCCUGCUGGGGAGAUGGGUCGGGUCCAGGACUUCCUGGGCCUGAAGAGGGUCGUCUCCGAGAAGCAUUUCUACUUUAACCAGACCAAAGGUUUCCCUUGCUUGAAGAAGCCCGAGGGAAGCAGCAGGCCUCGUUGUUUGGGGAAGUCAAAGGGGAGACCUCACCCUCAGAUUCCAGCGGAGGUCCUGCAGAAACUGAGAGACUUCUACAGACCUUACAACCACCGUUUCUACCAGAUGAGUGGGCAAGACUUUGGCUGGGACUAACAAGUGGAGGAUCCAGGGACUCUUUGAGUAGAACCAGACUCUCAGGAAUGUCCCCCUGACAUGCGACACUUUGUUGUUGUGUAAAAGCCGCCAUGAACGCUGCUAACAUGCAAGUUUCGUUUAUGACACAUAUUUGCUUACUUGUAUGGUAGCAUCAUAAAAAACGAAGGAAGGGAGUUGAACCAAAGGGAAAACAUUGCCUCAAAGUGUAUUUUUUGACUUGCUUUAAUUAAAUAAGCUGAUAUUUAUAGUUUUUUGUCAAGUAACAGACGAUUGAAAGAUUUCUAUGUAUUUAUUAUUACACGCCAAGACAAAUAACAAGACAAGAAAAAGGGGAAAAUGCCUUAAUCUGUAAUGAUGAACCACUAUUUGUUUUUAAACAGUAUUAACCUGACGGGGUUUCAUUUUCAUUACAGAAGGAAAUAUGUUGUACGAUUUGAAGCAUAUACGAGUUGUGUGAAUUCAUUCUUUGUGUUGUAAAGUUUUAUUUUCCAUGACAUUUGCCAGUGUCUUUGUUCAUUUCUUAGUCUCAUAAAACAACAGGCAAACUGCUCCGUGAAUUCAAACCAUUUGUUCUCCCUUAA
Messenger RNA from Dunckerocampus dactyliophorus (ringed pipefish), 1854 nucleotides. Its product is annotated as heparan sulfate glucosamine 3-O-sulfotransferase 6-like. The transcript is spliced from 2 exons. Gene Ontology annotation, molecular function: [heparan sulfate]-glucosamine 3-sulfotransferase activity. The record is from RefSeq and is a predicted model, not a curated record. Lineage: Eukaryota; Metazoa; Chordata; Actinopteri; Syngnathiformes; Syngnathidae. Bases 224 to 1270 code for a protein of 348 amino acids.